This is a messenger RNA of Ctenopharyngodon idella (grass carp), 8860 nucleotides long. It is a transcript of the gene tln1, whose product is annotated as talin 1. The transcript has 57 exons. Gene Ontology annotation, cellular component: cytoskeleton; ruffle; focal adhesion. Bases 211 to 7893 code for a protein of 2560 amino acids. NCBI's taxonomy places the organism in Eukaryota, Metazoa, Chordata, Actinopteri, Cypriniformes, Xenocyprididae. The record is from RefSeq and is a predicted model, not a curated record. Gene Ontology annotation, biological process: platelet aggregation. Gene Ontology annotation, molecular function: actin filament binding; structural constituent of cytoskeleton; integrin binding.
GCGCUCGCGAGCUGUAGGGUGGAGUUUAACACACCGCCUCAAAGCAACGGUGCAGAAAUCACUUCUGACAUUACAUACCAGCAUUUACUCAACAGGAACUUUCUGCUGGGGGACAGGGAUUGUUAAAAUAUUUGUUAUUAUCCGAAGGUGGAAAACUAGAUAUCGAAGAAACCUGAGGAGUAGCAGUGGGACAGUCCCGUAGUGUCAGUCAUGGUGGCGCUGUCGCUGAAGAUCGGGGUGGGGAAUGUGGUGAAGACCAUGCAGUUUGAGCCCUCCACCAUGGUGUACGACGCCUGUCGCAUCAUCAGGGAGAGAGUCCCAGAGGCACAGCUUGGCCAGCCCAGUGACUAUGGCCUGUUCCUGUCAGAUGACGACCCAAAAAAGGGCAUCUGGCUGGAAGCAGGCAAAGCUCUGGACUACUACAUGCUGAGAAAUGGGGACACUCUGGAGUACAAAAAGAAACAGAGACCCCUGAAGAUCCGCAUGUUGGAUGGAACUGUUAAAACAGUUAUGGUGGAUGACUCAAAAAUCGUCAGUGACAUGUUAAUGACCAUCUGUGCCAGAAUAGGCAUCACAAACUAUGAUGAGUACUCACUGGUGCGUGACGUGGGAGAGGAAAAGAAGGAAGAGACCACGGGAACACUGAAAAAAGACAAGACCCUCCUGAGGGAUGACAAAAAAAUGGAGAAACUAAAACAGAAACUUCACACAGAUGAUGAGUUGAAUUGGUUGGAUCAUGGGCGGACACUGCGAGAGCAGGGUGUCGAGGAGUCUGAGAUGCUGCUUCUCAGGAGAAAGUUCUUCUACUCGGACCAGAAUGUGGAUUCCAGGGACCCUGUACAGCUGAACCUGCUCUAUGUGCAGGCCCGUGAUGACAUCCUGAAUGGUUCCCACCCUGUCUCCUUUGACAAGGCCUGUGAGUUUGCCGGAUACCAGUGCCAGAUCCAGUUUGGAGACCACAAUGAGUCUAAACACAAACCUGGAUUCCUUGAUUUGAAAGAAUUCUUGCCGAAAGAGUACGUCAAGAACAAAGGCGAGAAAAGGAUUUUCCAGGCACACAAAAACUACCAAAACAUGACCGAGAUUGAAGCCAAAGUCAGCUACGUCAAACUAGCCAGAUCUCUGAAAACCUACGGAGUGUCCUUCUUCUUAGUCAAGGAAAAAAUGAAAGGAAAGAAUAAGCUUGUGCCACGUUUGUUGGGCAUCACUAAAGAAUGUGUGAUGAGAGUGGAUGAGAAGACCAAAGAGGUGAUACAGGAAUGGAGUCUGACCAACAUCAAACGCUGGGCAGCUUCUCCCAAGAGCUUCACCCUGGACUUUGGAGACUAUCAGGAUGGUUACUACUCCGUUCAGACCACUGAAGGAGAACAGAUCGCACAACUUAUCGCUGGUUACAUUGACAUCAUUCUCAAAAAGAAAAAGAGCAAAGAUCACUUCGGCCUGGAGGGCGAUGAGGAAUCAACCAUGUUGGAGGAUUCGGUGUCUCCCAAAAAGUCAACAGUACUCCAGCAGCAGUUUAAUAAAGUUGGGAAGGUGGAGACGGGCUCUGUUGCUCUGCCAGCCAUCAUCCGCUCUGGUGCCGGAGGUCCAGAGAACUUCCAGACGGGCUCCAUGCCGCAGGCCAAACAGCACAUCACCAGUGGGCAGAUGCACAGAGGACACAUGCCCCCUCUGACAUCAGCUCAGCAGGCUUUGACUGGCACCAUUAACUCCAGCAUGCAGGCGGUACAGGCAGUUCAGGCCUCUCUCGAUGAGCUUGAUGCCCUGCCUCCGCUGGGCACUGAUGCGGCAUCUCAAGCAUGGAGGAAAAACAAAAUGGACGAGUCCAAACAUGAGAUUCACUCUCAGGUGGACGCCAUCACUGCGGGAACUGCCUCCAUGGUCAAUCUGACUGCAGGUGACCCAGCAGAGACGGAUUACACCGCUGUGGGCUGUGCCGUCACCACCAUCUCCUCCAACCUGACGGAGAUGUCUAAGGGCGUCAAACUGCUGGCAGCGCUGAUGGAGGACGAGGGAGGAAAUGGCCAGCAGCUCCUGGGUGCUGCGAAAAACCUGGCGUGUGCUGUGUCUGAUAUGCUCAAGACCGCUCAGCCCUCCAGUACUGAGCCACGACAGAACCUCCUGCAAGCAGCGGGUAAUGUGGGUCAGGCCAGUGGUGAACUCCUGCAGCACAUUGGAGAGUCCGAUGCGGAUCAGCACUUCCAGUCUGUAGGUACAGCAGCGUUCACACACUCCAGACGGAUACGCUAUAGUCAAAUGCUGGACAUGCUGAUGCAGUUGGCAAAGGCUGUGGCUAAUGCAGCAGCGGCUCUGGUGUUAAAGGCCAAGAAUGUAGCUCAAAAAACAGAAGAUUCAGCUCAACAAAACCGAGUGAUUGCUGCUGCCACCCAGUGCGCCCUCUCCACAUCACAGCUGGUGGCCUGCACACGAGUGGUGGCUCCUACCAUCAGCUCACCCGUGUGUCAGGAGCAGCUCAUCGAGGCUGGGAAGCUGGUGGCUAAGUCUGUUGAGGGCUGUGUGGAGGCGUCGCAGGGGGCGACCAAUGACGAGCAGCUGCUCAAACAGGUGGGCGUGGCUGCCACAGGUGUCACUCAGGCUCUCAAUGAGCUGUUACAGCAUAUUAGACAGUACGCCAGUGGAGGACAGCCAAUCGGACGACACGGAGAGGCUACCGACCGCAUCCUGGAUGUGACGGACAACAUCUUCAGCUCCAUGGGAGACGCAGGGGAGAUGGUGCGGCAGGCGCGAAUCCUUGCUCAGGCCACCUCAGAUUUGGUCAAUGCUAUCAAGGCAGACGCGGAGGGUGAGACUGACCUCGAGAACUCCCGCAAACUCCUGUCUGCAGCCAAACUCCUGGCUGACGCCACAGCCAAGAUGGUGGAAGCUGCAAAGGGUGCAGCUGCUAACCCAGACAGCGAGGAGCAGCAGCAGAAGCUGCGUGAAGCUGCGGAGGGUCUACGCAUGGCCACCAAUGCUGCUGCACAGAAUGCCAUUAAAAAGAGACUCGUCAACAAACUGGAGAAUGCGGCAAAACAGGCAGCGGCAGCCGCCACUCAGACUAUAGCUGCGGCCCAGAACGCUGCUUCCUCUAACAAGAACCCUGCAGCCCAGCAACAGCUCGUACAGAGCUGCAAGAUGGUGGCGGAACAGAUCCCUCAGCUGGUUCAGGGUGUGAGAGGUAGUCAGGCUCAGCCCGACAGCCCCAGCGCUCAGCUCGCCCUGAUCGGAGCCAGUCAGAACUUCAUGCAGCCCGGCGCGAAAAUGGUGACCGCAGCCAAAGCAACAGUUCCAACCAUCAGUGACCAGGCAUCUGCCAUGCAGCUCAGUCAGUGUGCCAAAAACCUCGCCAGCGCUCUGGCUGAGCUUCGCACGGCCGCACAGAAGGCUCAGGAGGCAUGUGGUCCUCUGGAGAUUGAUAAUGCUCUCACAAUGGUACGGGGGCUGGAGAGGGACAUGCAGGAAGCCAAAGCUUCAGCUGCUGAGGGCAAACUUAGACCCCUGCCUGGAGAAACGAUGGAGAAGUGUUCUCAGGAUCUGGGCUCCAGCACUAAAGCCGUGAGCUCUGCUAUUGCUCAGCUCCUCAGUGAAGCCACCCGAGGCAAUGAGAACUACACAGGUAUGGCUGCUCGUGACGUGGCUCAGGCUCUACGUUCGCUGGCUUCAGCUGCUCGUGGAGUGGCCGCCAACACUGAGGACCCUCAUGCCCGAAACGCCAUGCUGGACUGCACCGGGGAUGUCAUGGACAAAUCUGCCAGCCUGAUCGAGGAGACCAAGAGAGCCAUCGCCAAACCAGGAGACCCUGACAGCCAGCAGAGAUUGGCCCAGGUAGCUAAAGCUGUGUCUCAGGCACUGAACCGCUCUGUAAACUGUCUGCCAGGGCAGAGAGAUGUGGAUAAUGCUAUCAGGACUGUUGGAGAAGCCAGCAAGAAACUCCUGUCUGAUAAAUUCCCAGUGAGCGGGAAGAGUUUCCAGGAGGCUCAGUCAAAUCUGAACGAAGCUGCAGCCGGACUGAACCAGUCAGCCAAUGAACUGGUGCAGGCGUCACGUGGCACUACCCAGGAUCUGGCCAAAGCCUCCGGGAAGUUCGGCAAAGACUUUAACCACUUCCUGCAGGCUGGAGUGGACAUGGCUGGACAAUCCCAAUCUAAAGAGGACCAGACUCAAGUGGUCACCAACCUGAAGACCAUCUCCAUGUCCUCCAGCAAACUCCUGCUGUCUGCUAAAGCACUGUCUACAGACCCCAACUCACCAAACCUGAAAAACCAGCUCGCUGCUGCCGCUCGCGCGGUGACAGACAGCAUUAAUCAGCUGAUCAGCAUGUGUACCCAGCAGGCUCCGGGACAGAAGGAGUGUGACAACGCUCUCCGUGAGCUUGAGACGGUUGGAGGAAUGCUGGAGAAUCCUACAGAAGCCGUCAAUGAUCUGGGCUAUUUUGACUGUAUUGACAGCGUGAUGGAGAACUCAAAGGUUUUGGGUGAGGCCAUGGCUGGCAUUUCCCAUAAUGCCAAAAACAGUAACUUGCCAGAGUUUGGAGACUCUGUCAGUUCAGCGUCUAAAGCGUUGUGUGGUCUCACUGAGGCAGCUGCUCAGGGGGCGUAUCUGGUGGGUGUGUCUGACCCGAACAGUCACGCUGGGCAGAAGGGUCUUGUGGACCCCUCACAGUUCGCCAGAGCCAAGCAGUCGAUCCAGAUGGCCUGUCAGAACCUAGUGGACCCGGCCUGCACCCAGUCCCAGGUCCUCUCUGCUGCCACAAUUGUUGCUAAACACACUUCGGCCUUGUGCAAUGCCUGCCGACUCGCCUCCUCUAAAACAUCCAACCCAGUUGCUAAGAGACAGUUUGUCCAGAGUGCCAAAGAAGUGGCAAACAGCACAGCCAACCUCGUUAAGUCCAUCAAAGCUCUUGAUGGGGCCUUUAACCAGGAGAACAGACAGAAGUGUAAGGAAGCCACUGGGCCACUCAUCGAGGCUGUGGAUAACCUGACUGCCUUCGCUUCAAACCCAGAGUUUGCUAGCGUACCUGCACAGAUCAGCCCAGAGGGUCUAGCAGCAAUGGAGCCCAUCGUAGCAGCCGCUAAGAGCAUGCUGGAGAGCUCUACAGGCCUGAUCCAGACGGCCCGCUCUCUGGCCGUCAACCCCAAAGAUCCACCCAAGUGGUCUGUGCUGGCUGGACACUCAAGAACCGUGUCUGAUUCUAUCAAGAAACUCAUUACCAACAUGAGGGAAAAGGCUCCAGGUCAGAGGGAGUGUGAUGACGCCAUUGAGGUUCUUAAUAACUGCAUCCGUGAGGUGGACAAGGCCUCGCUGGCAGCCAUCAGCCAGCAGCUCACGCCAAGAGACGACAUUUCCCAUGAGGCUCUUCACGAGCAGAUGGCAGCGUCUGUGAAUGAGAUCAGUAACCUGAUUGAACCGGUGGCCAUUGCAGCCCGUGCUGAUGCAUCUCAGCUGGGUCACAAGGUGUCUCAGAUGGCCAGUUACUUUGAGCCGCUCAUCAUGGCUGCCAUCGGUACAGCGUCUAAGAUCCUGAACAGCCAGCAGCAGAUGAGCGUGCUGGAUCAAACCAAGACUCUGGCUGAGUCUGCCCUACAGAUGCUCUACACGGCCAAAGAGGCUGGAGGAAACCACAAGGCGGCUCACACACAGGAGGCUCUGGAGGAGUCGGUUCAGAUGAUGAAGGAGGCGGUGGACGAUCUGGCCGCGACUCUGGCAGAGGCGGCCAGCGCUGCAGGAGCUGUGGGAGGAAUGGUCAACUCCAUCACUCAAGCCAUCAAUAAAAUGGAAGACGGGCCCGGAUUUGAACCUGAAGGGACGUUUGUGGAUUAUCAGACCACGAUGGUGAAGACGGCCAAAGCUAUCGCUGUCACCGUUCAGGAGAUGGUUACCAAAUCCAACGCCAACCCUGAUGAGCUGGGCGGUUUGGCCAAUCAGCUGACCACAGAGUUCGGUGACCUGGCAUCAGAGGCCAAAUGUGCAGCCAUGACUGCUGAAAGCGAUGAGAUCGGUUCUCACAUCAAGAAGCAGGUGACAGAGUUGGGCUACAGCUGCACUGGUCUGGUCAGUAAAGCAGGAGCUCUUCAGUGCAGUCCAAAUGACUCCUACACCAAGAAGGAGCUCAUCGACAGCGCUCGGAAAGUCUCCGAGAAGGUAUCUCACGUGUUGGCAGCUCUUCAAGCGGGUAAUCGUGGCACUCAGGCCUGCAUUACCGCUGCCAGUGCUGUAUCUGGCAUCAUCGCUGAUCUGGACACCACCAUCAUGUUUGCUACUGCAGGCACUCUCAACCGAGAGAACGCUGAGACGUUUGCAGAUCACAGAGAGCACAUCUUGAAGACAGCUAAAGUUCUGGUGGAGGACACUAAGCUGUUGGUGUCUGGAGCCGGAGCAAGUCAAGAGAAGCUGGCUCAGGCUGCACAGUCGUCCGUUAACACCAUCACCAAACUGGCUGAUGUGGUCAAACUGGGAGCAGCGAGUUUGGGCUCUGAAGACCCUGAAACACAGGUGGUCCUGAUCAAUGCAGUGAAGGACGUGGCUAAAGCUCUGGGUGACCUGAUCAGCGCCACGAAAGCAGCGGCUGGGAAACCUCACGAUGAUCCCGCCAUGUUACAGCUCAAGAACUCUGCUAAGGUGAUGGUGACAAACGUGACAUCUCUACUGAAGACGGUGAAGGCCGUGGAGGACGAGGCCACUAAAGGCACACGAGCACUAGAGGCCACCAUUGAGCACAUCAAACAAGAGCUGGCUGUGUUCCGCAGUCCAGAUCCUCCUCCAAAGACAUCCACUCCAGAGGAAUUCAUCCGCAUGACCAAAGGCAUCACGCUGGCUACGGCUAAAGCAGUGGCUGCGGGGAACUCCUGCCGUCAAGAGGACGUGAUCGCCACUGCUAACCUUAGCAGACGAGCCAUCGCUGACAUGCUGCACUCCUGCAAGCAAGCGGCAUUCCACCCGGAGGUGAACCGUGAUGUUCAGGCUCGAGCGCUGCGCUUCGGCUCUGAAUGUGCCACUGGUUACCUGGGCCUGCUGGAGCAUGUGUUAGUGAUCAUUCAGAAACCCUCUCAUGACCUUAAACAGCAGCUGGCGAACUACUCCAAACGUGUGGCCAGUUCAGUGACGGAGCUCAUACAGGCUGCGGAGGCCAUGAAAGGUACAGAGUGGGUAGAUCCCGAAGACCCGACCGUCAUCGCCGAAAAUGAGCUGCUGGGGGCCGCAGCUGCCAUUGAAGCUGCCGCCAAGAAACUAGAGCAGCUCAAACCUCGAGCCAAACCCAAGGAAGCUGAUGAGAGUCUUAACUUUGAAGAACAGAUUCUGGAAGCAGCCAAAUCCAUCGCUGCAGCCACCAGCGCUUUGGUCAAAGCUGCAUCUGCCGCUCAGAGAGAACUGGUGGCCCAAGGGAAGGUCGGGGCGAUUCCAGCAAAUGCGGUGGAUGAUGGACAGUGGUCUCAGGGUCUCAUUUCAGCUGCCCGUAUGGUGGCCGCAGCUACUAACAACCUGUGCGAGGCGGCCAACUCUGCCGUUCAGGGUCAUGCCAGUGAAGAGAAACUCAUUUCUUCAGCCAAACAGGUGGCAGCAUCCACCGCACAGCUGCUGGUGGCCUGUAAGGUCAAGGCUGACCAGGACUCCCAGACCAUGAAGAGACUGCAGGCUGCUGGUAAUGCCGUCAAGAGGGCAUCAGAUAACCUGGUGAAGGCAGCACAGAAGGCUGCAUUUGAGGCUCAAGAUGAUCAGGCUGUGAUGGUGAAGAGCAAGAUGGUGGGCGGUAUUGCUCAGAUCAUCGCUGCUCAGGAGGAGAUGCUCAGGAAGGAGAGAGAGCUGGAAGAAGCCAGGAAGAAGCUGGCCAUGAUCCGUCAGCAGCAGUACAAGUUCCUGCCGUCAGAGCUCAGAGAGGAUGGACAGGAGCAGUGAGCCGCACCAGAGACUAAUCAAUGACAUUACACAAGAGUAUGAGAAAAGUAAUUAAUGAUAUGCAAUGAGUAAAAAGUGAACAGUGUAUCAGGUUGUCUAUUUUAAGUAUUUUGUUUAUUUCUGUCACUUUUAUGAGCAUUGCCAUGCCAGCUUUAUUGUUUUGUUGUAUUUUGAAAAUAUGCCACAUAUACAAGUUAUUUUUAAUUUGUUCUAAAAGAUCUAUUUUUUUCCCCCAUACUAGAUAGAUUAGAUCAGCAGUUUUGAAAGCUUGUGAUCAUGGCAGGGGCACAACAGUGUUUGUAAUGUCUAGUAAGCUUUUCUUUUUUUUCUUUUUUCUUUUUUUUGUGGCAAUGUGGACCAGUGGUGCAAUCAUUAACUUUGCGUUGAAACAAUUCAUAGAGAAAACAUAUCAUUUUCUAAAGAAAAGAAUAAUAAAGCUUUGAAACGUUAUAAAUAGAGUAUCUCCUGUUAAUGUUUUUGCAGUGUCAAUGUUUGCGUUUGUGACAACUUGGUCUACUGGCAUUUCUAUCAAAAGUAUAUCUUUUAUAAAGCAUCAAAGCCAUAUUUCCAUUUUUUGCUUUUAUAAUGUGUUUUGUUUUUUUGUUCUUUUGUUCCAAUUCACUGUUGAUGUAAUUCCCAUCCAGAUGUAUACAGACAAUAUUAGAUUAAAAUGAUUUGCAGCAGAAGAAUUGGUUAAUUAAAUGGUUGUUUAUCAAAGAAUAAUCAGAGUAAUUAUAAAGAACUGUUUUAAAAGAAAUGAUAAAGACUGUUAUUAAUGGAUCAAAUACAUAAACAGUUUGAGUUUUUGCCAUUACUGCCUUUCCUGUUGCAUUCAGUAUAUUCUGAAUCUUUCCUGCUUUUAUAUUUUAUAAUUGUGUAUUUAACAGUUUCUCACCUAAAAUAAGCAAACGCACUUAGUCAUGUGUUUAACUAAAAACUCAAUUAUAAAUUCACUGUUUUGCAAAUA